CUACCUGACGCAGCUGAAGCAGCGAGUGUGGAACUGCAAACCCGCCGCCAGCAUCCAGCACCAUGGAGGCGGCCACAGCACCAAAGCCAUGGACAGCCUAUAUACUCGGACACAGCUCACUAUUUCCUAUUUUAAUCUUCCUUAUAAGCCAAUGCUGUCGGAUAAGAGCAGAUGACGGCGGCAUUGAGGAACUUGCCACGGAGAAAGAGGCAGAGGAAAGUCACAGGCAGGACAGCGUGAAUUUACUCACAUUCAUUUUGCUUUUGACACUCACCAUCCUCACGAUAUGGCUCUUCAAACACAGAAGAGUGCGUUUCCUGCACGAAACCGGGCUGGCGAUGAUAUACGGUCUGUUGGUGGGUGUUAUUUUGCGGUAUGGCAUCCCCUCUACCAGCUACCAUAACAAGACUCCUCCAAGCUGCUCUCUGAAGCAGGGCCCUGUCAGCACGCUGCUCCUCAACGUUAGCGGAAAGUUUUUCGAGUACGCACUCAAGGGGGAGAUCAACUCCAGGGAGAUCCAUAAUGUGGAGCAGAAUGAUAUGCUGCGCAAGUUGACCUUUGACCCAGAGGUGUUCUUUAACAUUCUGCUACCUCCCAUCAUAUUUCACGGCGGAUACAGCCUCAAGAAGAGACAUUUCUUUAGAAACCUUGGAUCCAUCAUAACUUAUGCUUUUUUGGGCACUGCCAUUUCCUGUUUUGUCAUUGGAAACCUCAUGUAUGGUGUGGUGAAACUGAUGCAGGUUUUGGGUCAACUUACUGACAAGUUUUACUACACAGACUGCCUCUUCUUCGGUGCCGUCAUAUCUGCCACAGAUCCAGUCACUGUGCUUGCAAUCUUUAAUGAGCUUAAUGCCGACGGUGAUCUCUAUGCACUGCUGUUUGGAGAGAGUGUCAUGAACGAUGCGGUCUCCAUCGUCCUCUCGUCGUCGAUUGUGGCGUAUCAGCCUACAGGAGCCAACACACACACGUUUGAUGCCUCGGCUUUCUUCAAAUCAGUGGGGAUCUUUCUGGGCAUCUUCAGUGGCUCUUUUGCUAUGGGAGCUGUUACUGGAGUGGUCACUGCCCUCGUGACAAAAUUCACCAAGCUACACUGUUUUCCUCUGCUGGAGACGGCUCUGUUCUUCCUCAUGUCCUGGAGUACUUUUCUCCUGGCUGAAGCUUGUGGAUUUACAGGUGUUGUGGCCGUGAUGUUUUGUGGAAUCACACAGGCACACUAUACUUACAACAAUCUUUCCGAAGAAUCCACCAAACGCACCAAACAGUUGUUUGAGGUCCUGCACUUCCUGGCGGAGAACUUCAUCUUCUCCUACAUGGGCCUGGCACUCUUCACCUUUCAGAAUCACGUCUUCAGUCCUAUUUUCAUAGUCGGAGCAUUUCUAGCCAUCUUUAUAGGCCGGGCAUUAAACAUCUACCCCCUGUCCUUCCUGAUAAACCUAGGCCGAAGGCACAAAAUCCGUGGAAACUUUCAACACAUGAUGAUGUUUGCAGGCCUCAGAGGGGCGAUGGCGUUCGCGCUAGCGAUCCGUGACACAGCCACAUAUGCCCGGCAGAUGAUGUUCACCACGACCCUGCUCAUCGUCUUCUUCACAGUGUGGGUGUUUGGUGGAGGCACCACACCGAUGCUUUCCUGGCUGCAUAUAAGAGUCGGCGUAGACCCAGAUCAGGAUCUUCAGCCAUGUGGAGACAGUUUCCAGGUCCUGCAGGACGGAAGCCAGUCAGAAGGGCAAAGCAAGACGAAGCAGGAGAGUGCCUGGCUCUUUAGACUUUGGUACACUUUUGACCACAAUUACCUGAAACCCAUCCUGACUCACAGUGGCCCUCCUCUGACCUCCACUCUUCCGGCCUGUUGUGGUCCGCUGGCUAGCUGUCUGACCAGCCCUCAGGCCUAUGAGAGCCACGAGCAGCUGCGAGACACCGACUCGGACAUCAUCCUGAACGAUGGCGACCUGUCGCUGACGUAUGGCGACACGGCCAUCACCGCCAACGGAGCCUCAUCUUCAUCCGGCCGUGAGGGAUCGGCAGGGAGCUGGGGGAUCAAUGGCAAACGCAGCGACAGCACAUCGGAGGAUGCUCUCGAGCGAGAACUGGACGCACGUGAACACGAGUUCCUGAGCCGUAGCACGCGUCUCGUCUUCCCCAUCGAGGACAACGCUUGACCCCGCCCCCACACAUGUACCACGCCUUUCCACAUGCGCUCCAUACCUUCACUUUUUGUUCAUCGGAAGCCCCCUCGAUGCCUACAAUGAUUCAUGAAGGGGGAUGACAAUGUGAAGGAAUAAAAAUGGAAAUGAUUUGGGACAUAGAGUGGAAGUGGUGUUAUUGAUGCUGAAUCUUGAGACUUGAUUCAGGAUAUCCCUGUGUUAAUGUGAGUUACAGGAGAGAAAUGUAAAACUCCUGAGAAUGAUGACUGCUCGGGCUGUCGAAUGAUGUAAGCGCUGUCGUAUAUGAUGAUGGUCAGUCGCCGUGUGUUCCCGAAACCUUCACAUUCAUACUGCAACACAAUGCUUCUUGCUACAUUCUAACAAGUCAGCGCAUUCAUUAUUUGUUUUCUUUUGGCAACAUACUAAAAAAAAGAUGAAAGAACCUGGAACACACAAAGAUAUUAAAGAAAAACUGUUUUGAUGCAUACACACCAAACCGACAACUCCGUGUUAUAUCCAAUCUUAUUCAAUCUUUUGCAUUGAAUUAAUUCAUACUUUUAAUCAUUUCAUGGAUGAAUAACUCUGUAAAUACUCAAGGCUGUAUGUGACAGGCUGUCGAAGUUUCAUCCCACGACACAUACUUACAACUACAUUUGUCAUAUCUCCCGCCCUAUCGCCCUUCAAUGCACCAGAUCAAGUUUACAUGCAGCUGCUUCUUGACGUCAAAUCCUGGCUCGUGGCCAAACGUUGUAAAUACAAAUCCACAGAUCCCUGUUGCUGUGAAGUUUUGCGCAGCUGGCCGCAACCUGAGUGUAUGACCCAUGCACUUUAGCUAUAGCUGAGCUGCGGUCCUCACAUGCAUGCAUCGCAUUUGGAAGCGUUACUUAUAAUAUUUGCUUCUUAUCCUCUUACAACCAGAACAGAUAUGUGCUACAAAUAGACGUGUGGCGUUCCCUUUGCACCUUUAUAGCUCAAUGUAUCGAGCGUUUGUGAAGAUGGAUUACUUAUUAAUGUAUGCAAUUUAAUGAGAAUUGACAGAAUCCUGUUUCUCCUGUUUCUUAUGCGUGCGUCUACAGGAGAAUCUCAUUGAUAAUGCAAGUCUAAAGUCCACGCGAAUAAGAUUUUUUAUCAGUAAAUAGCUCACCUAACCUCUUCUUAGCUCUGAAUGUAGAUGUUUGAUUCAUUUUUGGAUUUGAUAUAUCCAUCUUCACAACAAACUAACUAUUCACUCUCUCUGUUAGCCUAAAUAAUCCGGAUGAUAUUACAGCCAACUCAAUAAUGCCCGCGCCUGGCCUGACUGCUGUUUGCUUUUAUCACGGCCAUCAAAGACUUCAAUGGAAUCGAGUUUCAAUGCCAUUUUGUUUCCAAGUGGGGAUUGAAACGUGCGUUAAGGAGAUUUGCACAAUUUAAGAGGGAGUUUUUGCUGAUGGACUCGUGCAGUUAUUUCGAACCUCGGAGCGGUGUUCUGUCGAUUUUUGCUUCCCAUCAGAUUUUGCUACCCUCGUGUUGUGAUUGGCUUGGGGGAACACCGGCUGUAGCAAAUGUCCGAAAAGUGAUGUUAUUCGGGAAAGAAGUCACGCUGAUGUGAAAUGCCAUUUCCAACCUGAUUUAUAGCUUUUGUCUUGACCUUUGAUCGACUUGUAUCUAAAUCUCCUUGUAGCAUUCAUAUUUUCCUGGCUGUCGUGCAUGUGUCUGUAUCUGCCAUAUAAACAAACAUACGAAGAAUCAUAAGCUACCAUUUUUCAUGUCUGUGGUGUAUUGAACUACUAAGAUGCUCUAUUUUUCACCAAAAGUCGUUAUUAUUGUUUAUAAUAAUUAUUAUUAUAUGUAAAGAUGCACUCAGCCUGUCAAAAAUGCAUUGAAACUGUGCUCUGCGUUGUGGUUUGUUUAUAAAAAAUAGCCAAUGUAUCAAAGUGGUCAACAGCAGCAAUAUCAAAUUAAGGUGUUUGUCUUCUUUUCUAUGUCAUUA
Triplophysa dalaica is the source of this 4110-nucleotide messenger RNA. RefSeq names its product solute carrier family 9 member 7 (gene slc9a7). Gene Ontology annotation, biological process: sodium ion transport; regulation of pH; proton transmembrane transport. The coding region runs from base 63 to 2156 and encodes 697 amino acids. Gene Ontology annotation, cellular component: recycling endosome; membrane. The transcript is spliced from 16 exons. The record is from RefSeq and is a predicted model, not a curated record. Gene Ontology annotation, molecular function: sodium:proton antiporter activity. NCBI's taxonomy places the organism in Eukaryota, Metazoa, Chordata, Actinopteri, Cypriniformes, Nemacheilidae.